This is a messenger RNA of Drosophila arizonae, 1836 nucleotides long. RefSeq lists its product as uncharacterized. The record is from RefSeq and is a predicted model, not a curated record. Lineage: Eukaryota; Metazoa; Arthropoda; Insecta; Diptera; Drosophilidae.
GUGCAGUGAAGCGAGGGUGGGUGGAGUCGAAGAGGAGGAGGAGGAGGAGGAGGAGAAGGCGCUGGCACGCCCACAUGCGACUAAGCGGAAAACCAUUUAGCUUGCAGAGCUGUAGCGAUCGAGGGAUCGGAUCGGAACGCAAUGGAUGACAUCUACGAUGGACAGUUCAGUCAUAUAUAAAGUGCAGAGUACUGCUGGGCGUUGUUUUAGUGAAGCGACCAAGCCAUGAACAACACGGGGCAGCUGCAGGCGCUGCUGUUGGUUUUGCUAAUCUGCGCCUGCUCCUGGAGCAGCACCAACGCCCGGCCUGGCGGAGUGAAGCUGCAAGCGCAAUUGGUGCGCGCGAUCAACGCCUAUAGGAGGCUGGAGCGCAGCCUGCCGCCGGAGGAGCUGCGCGCCUUGACGGGGCUGGGACUGCUGAACGGUGCCCGCCAGACCAAGGAGCAAAUGGAGCAGCAUCUGGUGCAGGCCAUCAAGGAGCUGCUGCGGCAGACCGAGGCCGAGCCGGACAAUGACAUAUUGCCAAGGAUCGAUGCGAUCGAGCAGCAAAUGUCCCGCGACCAGCAAGCACUCAAAAUCCUGGGCAGCGUCAUGGACGUGCUGUGCGAUGAUAAGGACGAGCAGCAGUUCCGCCGGGAAGUUCACAGCCUGCUCAAGGAGCAACAGCAGCAACAGCAGCUGCAGCUCCAGGCGCUGCUCGGCGAGGAGCAGCAGGAGGUGGGCAGGCGACUGGGGCAGCUGCGUUGCCACAUACUGGAGCAGGUGCCUCAGAUGAAGACGGAGCUGGAGACGAAAAUAGAGCGCACCCUGCACUACCUGCUGAAGCAUGCCACAGCCGGUGGCCCACUGGACAGGGCGAGUCACAAGGUCCUACACAAGCGGGCAGUCGACGAGGCGAAGAGUCCCGAUAACAUAAAGGACCAGAUCGAAGCUAUGCUCGAGGACAAGGCCAAAUUGAUGGAGGACGACUUCCGGGAGAACUUGGUGGUGCAGCGUUUCGAGAAGAGCGAUGAUGGCAAUAGCGCAGCGCAGUCGGAAAACGAGUUCGAUGAGCUGGAAAAUGCUUCGCGGAAUAUUACAGCUAAGGCGAAAGUCCCAACCAAUGCCAAGCAGGAAGAUGAAAUCGGCUCGCCAGAGCUCGGCGGCGACGGUGACGGCCCGGAUGGAGGCGGCGGUGGGGGCGGCGGCCUCGUUGGCAUCAUCGGCAGCUUAAGUGGCGGCGAGGGCGGCUCGGACGUGGGCGCCCUGAUUGGCGCACUCACGGGCCUCGUUUCGACGCUCUUCGGCCCGGGCGGCCUGGACAUCGACUCGCUGAUCAGCACGGCGACAUCGCUCAUCUCCGGCCUGCUGGCGGGCGACAAGAACUUUGGCACGGUCCUGGGCCAGUACGUGGGCACGGCCUUCGAUGGUCUGUCUGGCGGAGGCGGUGCGAUUAACAAUGGACAGUUUCUGGGCAACUUUGUGGGAACCGUUCUGGCCUCGCUGAGCGCAGAUCCCGACGACGAAGGACUCCCGCAGCCACUCACAUUUACCAAAAACUUCCUGAGCGCCUUCCUGGAAUCGAAACUGCGACCGCCCGAGGCCUCGGAGGAGCGUCACGGCAGCGCCGAGCUGCCGCGCCAGAAGAAAAAGGAAGCCCAAGGCUCGGUUGGCUUCGACUCCAACGGGUUCAUCAAGCAGAUCGCCUCUCACCUGGUCAGCAGUGCUCUGGGCCUGCUGCUGAAUGCGUCGCUGGGUGCCUCGGGCGGGGCGUCACAUGCCUCCACGUGCCCUAUUUGUGUGACGCGCGGUGUGCUUCAGUCCAGUAUGCAUGCUCUGCAGCCCUUCACUGAGUAA